Messenger RNA from Aplysia californica (California sea hare), 3163 nucleotides. Its product is annotated as cyclin-dependent kinase-like 4. Bases 534 to 2456 code for a protein of 640 amino acids. Gene Ontology annotation, biological process: protein phosphorylation. NCBI's taxonomy places the organism in Eukaryota, Metazoa, Mollusca, Gastropoda, Aplysiida, Aplysiidae. Gene Ontology annotation, cellular component: nucleus. The record is from RefSeq and is a predicted model, not a curated record. The transcript is spliced from 15 exons. Gene Ontology annotation, molecular function: cyclin-dependent protein serine/threonine kinase activity; ATP binding.
UUGCGCAAGUCACAGCUUUAUUUUGUUGUCACUGGAGACAAGAGCGAUAAGGAAAUGUGCAAUGGCUGACACCAGACCACCGCCGCGAUUCACAUGUAACGAGGGCCACUGGCUUCCUGGCCUGUGAAACUUGCGAGUUGCGCGUUGUGAAUAUUUUGUUCCAGAACUGUUGGAAGAAAGAGCACAUUCUCCUGUCGUUGUAACACUUGAAAGAAAACUCAAUAAUAGGCCUACGUACGUCACACGCCUUGUGUUUUACUUUAGAUUAUAAAUCAGUGUGCUUCAGCUCAAAUACCAAGCCUCAAAAUGGAAUUAUUCCUUCAAACUAUUGCUGUGGACAACUAGAAAAUCAGCAUGUGAAAUAAAACAGAUCUUCCAACAUACCCGGAUGAAUUCUUGCCAUAUUUAUUUUUCUGAAAAAGGGGAGACAACAAGAAUUUAAGCUGGCGAAAGCCGGCGAAAAGAACUUUAAGAGUCCUGUGGGAUCAGGUGCUGCAGGUGGGUCAGUUCUGAGCGGUGCUACUGCCCGUGGGAUGGAGAGAUAUGAGAAUCUUGGCCUGGUGGGAGAGGGCAGCUAUGGGAUGGUGCUCAAAUGUCGACACAAGGACACAGGACAGUUGGUUGCCAUCAAGAAGUUCUUAGAGUCAGAGGACGACAAAAUGGUGAAGAAGAUAGCCAUGAGAGAGGUCAAAAUGCUCAAGCAAUUGCAACACGACAAUCUGGUGAACUUGAUAGAGACGUUUCGACGGCGGAAACGUUUGUACCUUGUGUUUGAGUUUGUGGACCACACUGUGUUGGACGAAUUGGAAAAGUGUCCAAACGGCCUGGACGAAAACACAUGUCGUAAAAUUCUUUGGCAGGUGCUCAAGGGGACAGAAUUCUGUCAUUCACACAAUAUCAUUCACAGAGAUAUCAAGCCUGAGAAUAUACUAGUAAGCAAAAGUGGUAUCGUAAAGAUCUGUGACUUUGGGUUUGCUCGUACGUUAGCUCAACCAGGGGAGGCGUACACAGACUAUGUGGCCACACGAUGGUACCGUGCACCUGAACUUCUAGUCGGGGACACCAAAUAUGGCAGGGCUGUGGAUAUUUGGGCUGUCGGGUGUCUGCUGUCAGAGAUGUUGACUGGAGAACCACUUUUUCCUGGUGACUCUGACAUUGACCAACUUUAUCACAUAAUUCGAUGCUUUGGCAAUUUAACUCCAAGGCACAAAGAGGUUUUCCAGCGUAACCCUUUGUUUGUGGGUAUGCGACUUCCUGAAGUGAGAGAUAUAGUUGCUUUGGAAAAGAAGUUCACUCGAGUUUCUUCUGAAUCUUUGAACCUUAUGAAGCAAUGUCUGCAGCUAGAUCCUGACAAAAGACCGACGUGCUCAGACCUCUUAAAACAUGAUCUCUUCAUGAAGGAUGGCUUCGGUGCUCGUUUUGCUAUUGAGCUGAGGCAGAAACUGCACCAAGAAAACUUAACAAACCCACUGUUGAAGUCACGGUCAUCCACCAAUAAGAAAGAAGAUAAAGAGAAGGACACAAACAACAGUGAAAACAUACAGCAAAAUAACAAUGACAGUGGAAAAGGAGGAACAAUCAAGAAUAAAAAGAAAGUUGAUUCCAAGGAUUCAAAAGAUGAUUCUAGAAACAGUGACGAGAAAGUCAAGGUGAAGGCUUCAGAAUCCGAGAACAACAACCGGUCAAUGAAGUACUCACCCUCCAAAUCAGUGUCCACAACUCCCCUUGGGAAUUCCAACAGCCAUUCCAUCGUGCUUCCUCCUGCAGGCAAUGGUACAGGCAUUAUGGGCAGUACAAAUAUCUCAGACAAUAACUCACCGGUGGAGGAUCCUCUCACAGAUCGGGACAAUAGAGACAGAGACAAAGAUGUGAAGGAGUUUCUCUCCUCCCCUCAGCAUCCAGUCACCAGUAUUCCUCCUAUCAACAAUUCCCUCAAUCUGCAAGCACGAGUUCCUUUGGUGCUAAACUUUGUGAGCCCCGCAAUGGCAAGGCUGAAAAGUGAAGAUAAGUGGUCACCUCGUAACCCACUUGUCAACGGAAACCGAACUUCUUCUUUCAGAUCCAAUGAUAAAGGGGUGAAAAAGAUAACUGGCUUUCCCAAGAAGACGACUCCAACACCUCAUCACUCCCAUCACAGUACGACCAUAUCACCUCAACCGAUGCUUUCAGAAAAGAGCUCGCUUCAUGACAAGUCACUGGAGAAAAACAAAUACAAAGUCAGUACUUCUGGAGACAGGUCUCAUGAGGAACGGCCAAGUCUGAGUCUUCCUGAAGUUAAAGGAGCAGACGUGAACAACAAGUCUAAGGAGAAACAGCAAGCCCCUCAGAAGAAGUCAAGUGUGUCCAGCAUCCCCCAGAUUGCUAGCCAUGAUCCAUUCUCCUCCAACACUGUACAUAUUGACAGUCAUCAUAUAACAGACAGAGACAAUGUGAAUUCAGGUCUGCCCAAUGUUUAAGACAGUGUCAUUAUUUCCGUUAAAGCAUUACAGAAUAAGUUGAAGUCAGUUUUAUAGCUGUCUCUCAGGUUGUGAAUGGAUUGCAUCCAGGCUAUCCGGCAUUGUCACCUCUGCAGUAUUUUUUACUGUUUGUCGUGCCUGUAGAAGUUUUUCUUUUAUUAAUAUUCCGAACUAACAUUGGGAGAGAAAGAAAGUAACUCACAAGAGAGAGACACACAGAUAUUGGACUUACAAAGACUGAGACAGAUUGGUACGGUUUGACGGUAUCUAUUUCAGAUGGAGAGUAAGAGAGAGAGAGAGAGAGAGAGAGAGAUUGGCUGACAAUAUUUGAUUUGUUUUCUCUCUUAACCCUUUCACAAUCAGAAGCUUACAUGAAACUGUUGGACAGACCCUUAAGUCACAGUGCUGGUAUAUAAGCAAUCAGCUUUCAUAAUUGUCCCUACAUAUGCCGCAUGAAAGGAGAAAAUAAUAGAGAAAGAGACACAUAAUGCCACUGGAUGGGUAGCAAAUAGAAUUCUCUGAAAGAUCAAGAAAUUAAAAUGUUGAAGUCAGACAGCUGUUGAAAGACAACAAAUUCUGUUGGGAUGAUGUUGGCCUGUAAAAGAGUGAUAGCUUCUCAGUGUUUUGUACUUGUGUGCUUUUAUUACCCUUCUAGACACUUACAGGUCAUUUUCAUCCAGCCUUCACAGUGCCGAAGACAAAAAAAA